CAAUCACUUCCCCCAAUAAUUCAAGAGAAAGGGAUAUGUAUGGAUCUUUUGAUUUUUUCACCCAAGACAGUCCACCCCCAUAGUUCUUCCCGCCCUUCUCUUCCUAUAAUAUCACCUUCUCAAUCACCAUCUCUUCAGUAACCCUCUAAUAAACAAAUUCUCACCUCAACACAUUAAAUGCAGAGCCUGAGAAACAUCAGGAGCAAGAAGAAGAACAAGUCCAGAACCCUGGACGAGGAACCUGGAAUCCUGAAGCUUGUCCACCCAGGCUGCCACGUCGAAAUCCACAGGCAACCCAUUUCAGCAUCGCAGGUGCUAAAGAAGAACCCCAGACACUCGGUGGCCCGACCCGACGUGUUCAGCAACCCCUGGCUCGUGGUCCGGCCUGAUGCAAUUCUUCAUCCGGGCAGAGUGUUCCUCAUCGUCCCCAACUCGACACUCUAUCAACUGCUAAAAUCUCGAAGGGAGAGGCGCGAGUUCUCGCCUCACCCGGAUUACUAUCAGCUCGGCAGAGGAGGUAAAGGAAAUGGAGGAGGGUUGUUGCCCGAACCAGAAAUGGUUGCUAGCAAUGUCAACGGCUCUUUUGAGAAGGAAGAAAGAGAGGAUCAUGAAACUGAUUCUCCACAGAUCAGGCUUAGUUCCUCUUUCUACCACAGGAAUGCCAGAGUCAGUCCUGGAAUUCCUGACGAAGCCUCUGCCGAUUUUGGUUUCGAUUUCGGACGGGCUCGUCGGGAUGGACAGGUUGCCAAGCUGAAGCCUUGUUUGAGGAAUCCUGAAAGCGGUCGGAGAUUGCUUGGGCUGAGAGUUACUUUUAAUUUGCCUCGCCGGGAAGGAUAAGGAGGUUGGUUAGUUGAAAUUUUGUGGUCUCCGGAACAGUUUUCUUUGAGGAGAGAGCCCUGCUGCAGUGUAACAAAGAAUAAUAACUCUGUAAAGUUACCAAAUUGAGUACAUAGUAAUAAGUACUAGACACCAAGUAUGAAUCUUAUACAAGAGUACAUAUUUGACAUGGUAUGGGCGCUUUUGAUUUGGAGGUCUCAACUCUCAUGUGUAAAUUCUCAUAAUUCGGAUAUUAAUACAGAAAGUAAUCUAAA
Molecule: messenger RNA, 1091 nt
Organism: Linum trigynum
Lineage: Eukaryota; Viridiplantae; Streptophyta; Magnoliopsida; Malpighiales; Linaceae
Source: the annotation of a GenBank genome assembly